Branchiostoma floridae (Florida lancelet) is the source of this 2337-nucleotide messenger RNA. RefSeq names its product probable G-protein coupled receptor No18. Lineage: Eukaryota; Metazoa; Chordata; Leptocardii; Amphioxiformes; Branchiostomatidae. The coding region runs from base 203 to 1591 and encodes 462 amino acids. Gene Ontology annotation, cellular component: membrane. Gene Ontology annotation, molecular function: G protein-coupled receptor activity. Gene Ontology annotation, biological process: adenylate cyclase-activating adrenergic receptor signaling pathway. The transcript has a single exon. The record is from RefSeq and is a predicted model, not a curated record.
UAUAAACUGUACGUGCUGCCCGUGACAUCGGCCAUUCCGUCUUUACGUGGGAGCUAUGAACUUAGACAUUCAGAUCUGUGCUUAAACACAGAGCUCUUGUCAUGACUGACUUAUAAAAGGAGGCAUGCGUAUGCUGCGCACUUGGACUUUGUGAAGCUUGCUCAAGCGUAUUCUGCUGUUUUGGUAGUGGAGAUUCGCUACAAUGGGUGUUUUUGCACCAGAAGACCAGCCGGAAGCCGUGAACGGGACUUCAGAGUACACCUUACAGUACACGACAGGAGAGGUGACCGCUAUAUCAAUAACCAUUGUGGUAAUUAUAUUGUUGACGGUAAUUGGAAAUGUACUUGUCUGUAUGGCUGUGUUCAUGGAGCGGUCUGUCCAGCGAGUCCAGAACUGGUUCAUCGCUUCGCUGGCCAUCAGCGAUCUGGCCGUUGGGCUGGUCAUCAUGCCGCCUGCGCUUGUCUACGAGCUGAUGGGGUACUGGUACUUCGGACGGGUGAUGUGCGAGGUGUUCCUGGCCCUGGAUGUCUUCGCCUGCACCGCCUCUAUCCUGAACCUCUGCAUGAUCAGCGUGGACCGGUACUGGUCCGUCACACAGGCCGUGCAGUACUUCAAGAACACCAACUCCAAACGUGCCGGCUGUAUGAUCGCCGCCGCCUGGGUCCUGUCCGCAGUCAUCUCUCUCCCGCCGAUCUUCGGACUGUUCGGCUGGCAGGCGCAGGUCCCACAGAGCGCCGACCUGUUUCCACAGUGUGAGUACAGCGACAGUCCAGGGUAUGUGUUGUACUCAACCAUUGGAUCGUUCUACAUCCCUCUGACGAUCGUAUUCGGCAUGAACAUUAAUGUCUUCAGCGUGGCCCUGACACGGGUGCGGCGGCAUCCGUCCACGCAGACAUCCUACCCUACAAACAGCGAGAAGUCCUCCAAGGCACCCAUGUCACCAGCGGGAGUCGCCAAGUUCAAACUCGUGGGACGAUUGUUCAAAACUAUGUCACGGGCGGACGAUAUUGCGACCGAGGACAAGCCGAAAACGGUCAUAGUUAACGGGGAAGGCAAGGAGAUGGUGACCAACACUACCCCACUGUCCCCCAUGGUGUCUCCACAGACACCUGUUGAAAAGCAAACUCCGGAUGACCAGGUCAUAGCCGAAGCUAGUAACGACAACCAUGAUCGGAAUGAGCACCCCAGCCUCGGGUUGCGCCCCACCCCCAGCACCGUGCCCCGGGACGCCAACGGGAACUCCAUGCGGCUGCAGCGGGCAUACAAGCGCAGAAAACGUGACGAGGGCAGAAGACGACACGAAAAACUCCGACAGAGAAUCCGCCUGUCCAAAGAAAGGCGCCUGACGAUGGUGAUCGGCAUUGUCAUGGGUGCGUUUGUACUGUGUUGGCUCCCUUUCUUUGUAUCGUACCUGGUUUUAACCGUGUGUGUCUCCUGUAGACUGUCCCCACUGGUGUUUCGCUUCUUUGUGUGGUUGGGGUACUGUAACAGUGCGCUCAACCCUCUCAUCUAUACCCUGUUCAACAAAGAUUUCAGAGACGCUUUCCGAAAGAUUAUCAAAAGAAUGUGUUGUAAAUGUCAGAGCCAUUGAGUUAAAAACAAACAUGUGAUUUGAGACAAUCAAAACAGACAUGCCCAUAGGUAUGAACAACAACAACACCUGUUGACUCCAAACGCUUUGGUUCAAGUAAUGAAAAGAUUUCCAACUAUGCCAGUUUCCGGGCAUAAAAUCAAUACUGGGAUCUACAUUGACUCUUAGGCUAGAUUAUUCAUAUCUACAAUAUAAUUGGCCUCAGCUCGAAAAGCAAGGGGAAUAUACCAUAAAGUUACGGUCCGUAAAAUUGCUUUCAUCGAUUGCUUGUUAUGUAACUUCUUAUGCGGGUCUCCAAUGAGAACACCAUGAGAGUUGCCUCUGAUAAGAGUUAUGUAACUAGCUUCUUGUGCGGGUCUCCAUGAGAAUCUUCCAAUGUUUACUUUUAUUCACCCUUCAGAGAUGUUACUCUUUAUUCUUCUGUGACAUAAAAAGUCAAUAUUUAUGCUGUUGUAUAAGUCCAUAGACCGGCAGUACAUGCAUGUCAGUUUCAGUACAUGUUGUUGAUAAUGCAAUGCUUAAGUGAGGUAUGUAGGCUGUAACCACACACAAUUCUGUACAAUUCCAUGUAUCGUGCAUAUCUACAUCUCUGUAAUGAUAGUAUUGACUGGGUAGUGUUAUCUAGAUAUUCUGUCAGGAAAAAUAGAUGUGUCUCCGAACUUUCUCACUUGGUGAGGGAUGUUACGAUAAUGUUAUGUUAUAAACAUGAAACACUUUCUUCUGAAUGUUUGCAAAACGUUCUGUAA